AUGGCCUGGGAGGAAUUUGCAAGAAAACUAAGCGCCAAGAACGGGGACCAGUAUGCGCACACGGGCGAGACCAUGGAGGACGCGAUCUUGCGCACCUGCCUCUUGGGCGAGACCGGGAUGCUCCUCGGUACGGAUUGGUACUUUGAUCGGGUGGUUGAUGUGGCUGGAUAUGGAUACGACCCGUACCCUUCGAACAACGGAAAAUACUACGCACGCAGACAGCUUUAA
This is a messenger RNA of Diaporthe citri, 228 nucleotides long. RefSeq lists its product as uncharacterized. Bases 1 to 228 code for a protein of 75 amino acids. NCBI's taxonomy places the organism in Eukaryota, Fungi, Ascomycota, Sordariomycetes, Diaporthales, Diaporthaceae. The transcript is spliced from 3 exons. The record is from RefSeq and is a predicted model, not a curated record.